Molecule: messenger RNA, 2829 nt
Organism: Nematocida ausubeli
Lineage: Eukaryota; Fungi; Microsporidia
Exons: 1
Coding region: 1-2829 (942 amino acids)
Source: RefSeq, a predicted model, not a curated record
AUGAAAUUUAUUACAGCAGAUGCAGAGAAUCCUGGCCUAUCCCGGGAGGCGCUGGUUGCAAAGUACACGCAGGCCCUGCAGGAAGAAUCAAUUGAAGACCUCCAGGGGAUUAUUGAAAGUAUUUCUGAAGACAAGAAUCCCGAGAUGUUUGCUGAUAUAAAGAAAGUCUGCAUUGAAAACAUCAUAAGAAUGGGCAUCCAGCAGGGGAAAAACGAGUUGUGCCAGGACAUCCUAGAAACACAUGAAGUGCAGAGCGGUGUAAGGCUGGAAUACUUUAAGUCUAUGCAGAAUUAUAUUGCAGGCAUCUUCUGCAUCAACAAGAUGAUAGGCACAGGACAGAGCUACACUAUCCUGGAGAGAGAAAGAGAGUGUCUCAGAAAAAACUACCGAAUGAAGCCCGUGUAUGUGCAGGAGUACUCCCAGGUGAAAGAAUUGCCAAAUGACAUAUACAGCAUACUUUGGAGGAUAUAUUCUCUGAUUGUUUCAACAGAGAUCGAUAAUAUCAGCUGUGUUCAGAUAAUAGAAGGGGCAGACGAGAAGAAUGAAUGGGGCGAGCAAAUAAUUGCAUCAGCCAGGGAGAAAUAUCUCUCUCAGGAUGCAGCAGACAGCAAAUAUCCCAAGCAGACUCUGCAGAUUUAUCAAGGAAGCAUAAUGGGGCUUGGACGUGAUAAUGCGUCUUUUCCAAAUAAAGGUGGGAAAGAGAGUGGUGUAGCAGGAGAUGAACCUUAUGAAAAGACAGGAGAAGAUGAAAGUCCCCAGGAAAUGAGCAGUAAUAUAUGCACAUUCGAUAUAGUGGAUUGUAUUGCGUACACUGUAGAGAGGUUUUUGUCCAUGUGGUCUGAUUUGUCUGCCUUCCAUAACGAAAAGUACUCUUUGGCCAUGUGCUGCCUUACGCUUCUUGAUUAUAUGCCAGUAGAGAGACUGAGUAGAACCAUACUUGGCCAUAUUCAGAGAUGCAGCAUUCUUGAUGUGCUGGGACAACGAAGUGUAGAUGGCACUCACCAGGACAGAGAUACAUUUUAUGACAAGGCAGAGCUAGUCCUUAUAAGUCUAAGAAAAAAGUAUGUGCAGAAGAUGGGCAGUGCAGCAGCCAUUGUAAGCAGUCGGACUGGGAUAGUUGGCGCAAAAAGAGGAAAUUUAUCUGCUGGAACAAACAACAUGCAGUCAGAUCCAGAGAUCCAGGAGGUUGAAGCAAUGCUGAUGGGAUACCUGGUUGGUGAGGCAGAGGAGUUUGAGGUAAUGGAAAUCCUGGAAGAUAUUUGCUUUUUGGACCUGCAAGGAGGGCCUUUGUAUUUCCGCGUUCUGGAAAAGGGUUGCUCUGCUGGGGAUGCAGGCAUUGUGCUUUUCUGCCUUUCCGUUCUUGAGUGGUUUUCUGUUGAAGGCAUUAUUGAUCUUCUUAGGCAGGGAAACCCCACUGCACAGUCAUACUUCCUGGCAAAAGCACUCUACUCUAGACAGGUCUCAGAAGAAGAAAAAAACACAAUGUUUGAGUCUAUAAGCACGCCUAUACGAGAGUUCUUUACAUUCCCUAUGGCGCUGUAUCUGCUAAGCUUGUCCUCUGGAAACACCCACCUAAGCUUCUUUUCUCACUUUAUGCGUCAUAGAGAGAUUGUGGGCAAGCACGCUGUUCUGCUUCCGAAUGGAGAAACUGUGUAUACAUCAGGAGCUCUUUUUGGGCGCGCACUGGAAAUGGUCAAGAAGUAUCUCAAAAAACCAAAUAGAAUGUAUCUGAGCUGCAUUUCAGAUACUAACACAAUCUAUGCAAAGCUAUUGAAUGUAUUUAGAUAUAAAAAAGACUACAAAAGCAUGCUGGCAAUUAACCCAUUUGAUGCGCAGAGUGUAGCAGAGUAUAUAAAGCAAACAAGCACAGGCCUGGCAGGAAAGACAGAGAAGCUCAGCAUUUUGCAAAUAUAUGAGAUAUGCAAAAAGAUAUCAAAUGCCUUUAUGCUAUGCUUUUAUAACAUAGAUAAAAUGGAAAACCUUGAAGACCUGCGGAUAGUGUACACGGAUGUUCUGGGUGCAUGCCUGUUCUUUGAAGCAGCCAAGAAACAGAGAAAAUCCCGAGGCAAAAUAAGCCCCUCAGUUGGAGAAGAAUAUACUCUUCUAAAAAGAGCACUUCUGGUUAUACGCAAAAGAUGCGAAAUCUAUCCAAUUGGACAUGUCCUAAAUGAAAAAAGAAAUAGCAUUACAAAAGAAAGUUCGUGCGAAAAGUCUAUCCCAGAAAAGAGCCAGGCACCUGGUCCAGCACAGGCCUCUGUUUCGGAAAAUCUGUGCGAAUCAAAGAAAUACUGCUUCUUUUUGCUGUACGAUAUGUGGCGUAUCUUUACGACCACUCUUCCAGUAAGUUCUGCUGUGAUAGAUGUUCUGAAAUACGGCGCACAGCAUAUUGAGCAUCUUACGCAUGCUGAGUAUGACUAUCUGGUGAAAAUUCGGGUGAAAACACUAAACAAACCGAUUUGGGAGAAUAUUUUACUUGGAUGCAGCAAGUGUGACAGAGCGUGGGUUAUACAGGAGGGAGACGAGAAAACAAUAUACACCAGAUACAUCACGUACUUACAUGAAUUAUCAGAAGAUGUUUCGCUCUUUCUUUUUGACGUGCUGAAAGAGCACAGCACAAUAGAAGAGGAAGAGGAAGAAGAAAUAGUUGACAAAAUGUUUUUUGAGGAGGAUGGAAAUAUUAUUUACAACUUUACCUCAUGGGCUCCUGGGGUCUCUCUGCUUAGAAGAAAAGAGUACUUUGACUAUUUGUUUGAGUAUCUUAAAAAGACAGAUCUCCAAUUGCUAGAAACAGUGAAAGCAAACCUUAGAAAGCAGCGAUUUAUAGUGUAA